CUCAGUCCUCCACAUGAGAAGGCCCUGGGGUUGUGUUCCACUUUACUCUGAUUCUUCCUGACUCCUGAGCACCCCAGGGUCCCUGCACAGGGCUCCUCUCCUGUCUGAUGGCUCUGCUGGUCUCACUUCCUGGAGGGAAUCAGGCCAUGGCUUGGAUCCUGCUUCUGCUGAUGUCAGCUGCUUGUCUGCAAGCUGGUAACUCUGCAGGAUCUAACAGAGUAAAUGCCUUUGGGGUCAACCAACCAGCAAAACUCUCUGGUGUCCAGGGCGGCUCCAUCGAGAUCCCCUUUUCCUUCUACUUCCCCUGGGAGUUGGCAGAGGAUCCACAGAUGAGGAUUCUCUGGAGAUGGGAGCAAUUCCAUGGGAAAUUUAUCUACAACUCCACCCCACCUUUCAUAUAUAAGCAUUUCAAGAGCAGGCUCAUCCUGAACUGGACACAGCCUCAGACAUUUGGAGUCCUCAGAAUCCUGAACUUGAAGAAAAAGGACCAGACAAAAUACUUCUGCCACGUUAGUCUGAACACGAGAUAUGGUAUGGAGGUGUGGCUGUCAAUUGAAGAGACCCACCUCACCAUCACUCCUAGUGAGCACAUCCCAGGUCAGGCCCUGGUGACCCUGGCUUCCUUGUACCACAGAUGUCAUUAG
Messenger RNA from Peromyscus maniculatus bairdii (prairie deer mouse), 644 nucleotides. Its product is annotated as paired immunoglobulin-like type 2 receptor alpha. Lineage: Eukaryota; Metazoa; Chordata; Mammalia; Rodentia; Cricetidae. Gene Ontology annotation, molecular function: MHC class I protein binding. The record is from RefSeq and is a predicted model, not a curated record.